CGGACACGCGCACGUUCGCAGCGUGGCCGCGCGGAAUCAGUGACAGUCGCCAUUUUAUUUUGAAAAUCAAACUGAACUGGAGGCGCAGCGAACCUUCCAUUUCACCAAGUUUGUCGACCGAACUCCGCAGGAAUGAGCAGCUGAACCACUUUCCCGGGAUCAUGGUGCUGUACUGUAUUUUUAACUGAAGGACUCUACUCAGCCCUACUGGAAUCAUAUAUUUGGAAGCCAAAAUUUCACACCUUUGGGGGGGGGAGCAGAAGUAACUAAUCACUGAAGUGACUAAAGGGGAAUAAUGGUGAUUUUGCGCCGCGCUCGGCCGCCUGCUUCCGCCCCAACCAGCAAUGAAUCUUGACUCGCUCUCGCUGGCUUUGUCUCAAAUCAGCUAUCUGGUGGACAAUUUAACGAAGAAAAACUACAGAGCCAGCCAGCAGGAAAUACAGCAUAUUGUCAAUCGUCACGGUCCUGAGGCAGACAGGCAUCUACUACGCUGUCUAUUCUCCCAUGUGGAUUUCAGUGGCGAUGGUAAAAGUAGUGGCAAGGACUUUCACCAGACACAGUUUCUGAUCCAGGAGUGUGUAUCGCUGAUUUCAAAGCCCAACUUCAUCUCUACUUUGUGUUACGCUGUCGACAAUCCUCUGCACUACCAGAAGAGUUUGAAGCCAUCUGCCCAUUUAUUCACACAGCUCAGUAAGGUCCUGAAGCUCAGCAAGGUUCAGGAGGUGAUAUUCGGCCUUGCGCUGCUCAACUCCAACAACGCAGACCUAAGAGGUUUUGCUGCUCAAUUCAUCAAGCAGAAACUUCCAGACCUCUUGCGUUCAUACGUUGACGCAGACCUCGGAGGAAGCCAGGAGGGUGGCUUCCAAGACAUUGCUAUAGAGGUCUUACACCUGCUGCUCUCCCAUCUACUGUUCGGACAGAAGGGAGCCUGUGGGGUGGGACAGGAGCAGAUCGACGCCUUUCUCAAGACACUUUGCCGAGAUUUCCCCCAGGAGCGCUGCCCUGUGGUGCUCGCACCACUGUUGUACCCUGAAAAACGGGACAUUCUCAUGGACAGGAUCCUGCCUGACUCAGGGGAGUUAGCUAAGACCAUGAUGGAGAGCUCUCUUGCUGAAUUCAUGCAAGAAGUUGGCUACGGCUUCUGUGCCAGUCUGGACGAAUGCAGAAACAUCAUCAUGCAGUAUGGGGUGAGGGAGGUGACGGCCAGUCAGGUUGCCAGAGUGCUGGGUAUGAUGGCCCGGACACACUCUGGUCUGACCGAUGGAAUACCUCUGCAGUCAAUUUCUUCACCUGGAAGUGGCAUCUGGAGUGACGGAAAGGACAAGAAUGACAACUCUCAGGGCCACACCUGGAACGUAGAGGUUUUCAUCGAUGUUGUCAAAGAAGUGAAUCCUAACCUGAACUUCAAAGAAGUGACUUAUGAACUGGAUCACCCUGGCUUCAUCAUCCGGGACAGUAAAGGACUUCAUGUUGUGGUCUAUGGCAUCCAGCGGGGACUGGGCAUGGAGGUCUUUCCUGUCGAUCUGGUGUACAGGCCGUGGAAGCAUGCGGAGGGCCAGUUGUCCUUCAUUCAGCACUCCCUGUUGAGCCCUGAAGUUUUCUGCUUUGCUGACUACCCCUGUCACAAUGUCGCCAUCGACAUCCUGAAGGCUCCGCCAGAGGACGACAACAGGGAGAUUGCCACAUGGAAAAGUUUGGACCUGGUGGAGAGUCUGCUGAGACUCUCGGAGGUGGGGCAGUAUGAGCAGGUGAAGCAGCUCUUCAGCUUCCCCAUCAAGCACUGUCCGGACAUGUUGGUGCUGGCGCUGCUGCAGAUCUCCACCUCCUGGCACACGCUGCGUCAUGAGCUCAUCUCCACCUUGAUGCCCAUCUUCCUGGGCAACCACCCAAACUCUGCAAUCAUCCUGCAUUACGCCUGGCAUGGACAGGGACAGUCUCCGUCAAUUCGUCAGCUCAUUAUGCAUUCGAUGGCUGAGUGGUACAUGAGAGGGGAGCAGUACGACCAGGCCAAGCUCUCUCGUAUUCUGGAUGUUGCCCAGGACUUGAAGUCUUUAUCAAUGCUGCUGAAUGGUACUCCCUUUGCCUUUGUUAUUGACCUUGCUGCACUUGCCUCUCGCCGUGAAUACCUCAAACUUGACAAAUGGCUCACCGACAAGAUCAGAGAGCACGGAGAACCUUUUAUUCAAGCAUGUGUAACAUUCCUGAAGAGGCGAUGUCCAUCCAUCUUGGGGGGUCUUGCCCCUGACAAAGACCAGCCCAAGAGUUCCCAGUUGCCCCCUGAGACCUUAGCCACCAUGCUGGCGUGCUUGCAGUCCUGUGCUGGGAGUGUGACCCAGGAGCUGUCCGAGACCAUUCUGACCAUGGUCGCCAACUGCACCAAUGUGAUGAAUAAAGCUCGGCAGCCCCCGCCAGGAGUGAUGCCCAAAGGCCGUGCCCCCAGCACCAGCAGCCUUGAUGCCAUCUCACCUGUGCAGAUGGACCCCCUGUCUGGGAUGGGCUCCUUGUCUCUCGGAGGCACAGCACCCUCUCACACUCAGAGCAUGCAAGGGUUCCCCACAUCGUUGAGUUCAGCUUUCAGCAAUCCUCAGUCUCCAGCUAAGGCCUUCCCACCUCUUUCAAAUACCAAUCCCAGCACGCCGUUUGGGGGCAUAGGCAGCCUGUCCUCGCAGCUCCCGGGAAUGGACUCUGGACCUUUGGGUUCCAGCAUCAGCUCUGGAAUCGGUUCUAGCCUUGGAAUGCCAGCAGUGAGCACUGAUCCCUUCGGAACCAGAAAGAUGAGCACCCCAGGCCUGAACCCGCCAACCUUCCAGCAGACUGACCUUUCCCAGGUGUGGCCUGAGGCCAACCAGCACUUUAGUAAGGAGAUUGAUGAUGAAGCCAACAGUUAUUUCCAGCGGAUCUACAACCACCCACCUCACCCCACCAUGUCCGUGGAUGAAGUGCUCGAGAUGCUGCAGAGGUUCAAGGAUUCGACCAUCAAGCGGGAGAGAGAAGUUUUCAACUGCAUGCUGCGAAACUUGUUUGAGGAAUACCGCUUCUUCCCUCAGUACCCUGACAAAGAGCUCCACAUCACCGCCUGUCUCUUCGGUGGCAUCAUUGAGAAGGGUCUGGUCACGUACAUGGCUCUCGGCCUGGCUCUCCGCUAUGUGCUGGAAGCCUUAAGAAAACCCUAUGGAUCCAAAAUGUACUACUUUGGAAUAGCAGCUCUAGACCGGUUUAAAAACAGACUAAAGGAUUACCCCCAGUACUGUCAGCAUCUGGCGUCCAUUGCUCACUUCCUGCAAUUCCCUCAUCAUUUACAAGAGUGCGUGCAGUAUAUCGAGUACGGCCAACAGUCACGGGACCCUCCGGUGAAGAUGCAGGGUUCCAUCACCACCCCAGGCAGUCUGGCUCUGGCACAGGUUCAGUCUCAGUCGCAGCAGCCCGGAGUCCCCAAGCCCCCGCAGCAGGGUCAAACCAGCACGCUGGUCACCACCACGACAACCACCACCACGGUGGCCAAGACCACCACAAUCACACGGCCAACUCCCAGCAGCUUCAAGAAGGACGUGCCUCCCUCAAUAAACACUACCAACAUUGACACCCUCCUUGUGGCCACCGACCAAACGGAAAGGAUUGUGGAACCUCCUGAAAAUGUCCAGGAGAAGAUCGCCUUCAUCUUCAACAAUCUGUCUCAGUCCAACAUGACACAGAAGGUGGAGGAGCUGAAGGAGACGGUGAAGGAGGAGUUCAUGCCAUGGGUGUCCCAAUAUCUGGUGAUGAAACGCGUCAGCAUCGAGCCCAACUUCCACAGUCUGUAUUCAAACUUCUUGGACACACUCAAGAACCCAGAGUUUGUCAAGAUGGUCCUCAACGAAACCUACCGGAACAUCAAGGUUCUUCUGACCUCUGACAAGGCGGCGGCUAACUUCUCUGACCGCUCCCUGCUGAAGAACUUGGGCCACUGGCUGGGCAUGAUAACACUGGCCAAAAACAAGCCCAUACUCUACACGGACCUGGAAGUGAAGUCCUUGCUGUUGGAAGCGUAUGUCAAAGGCCAACAGGAGCUGCUUUAUGUUGUACCGUUUGUGGCCAAGGUUCUCGAGUCCAGUCUGCGCAGCAUGAUCUUCAGACCACAGAACCCUUGGACCAUGGCCAUCAUGAAUGUUCUGGCUGAGCUGCACCAAGAGCAUGACCUCAAGUUGAAUCUGAAGUUUGAGAUUGAAGUUCUGUGUAAGAACCUGUCGCUGGACAUCAACGAGCUAAAACCAGGAAACCUGCUGAAAGACAAAGACAAGCUCAAGAGCCUGGAGGAGCAACUGUCUGCGCCAAAGAAGGAAGCCAAACCUCCCGAAGAACUGCUCCCAGUUUCUACCUCUGGAGACUUUGUUCCAUUUGCAGCUCCUCCCACGACCCCAGCUGCCACAACCACAGCCUGCACCACCACCGGGCCCCCGACCCCCCAGUUCAGCUACCAUGAUAUCAAUGUGUACGCUCUGGCUGGUCUGGCUCCCCACAUCAACAUCAACGUGAACAUCCCUCUGCUCCAGGCCCACCCUCAGCUGAAGCAGUGUGUCAGGCAGUCUGUGGAGCGGGCUGUCCAGGAGCUGGUCCACCCUGUGGUCGAUCGCUCCAUCAAAAUUGCCAUGACCACCUGUGAGCAAAUCAUCAGGAAGGAUUUUGCCUUGGACUCGGAGGAGUCCCGGAUGCGGGUCGCCGCCCACCAUAUGAUGAGAAACUUGACUGCUGGGAUGGCGAUGAUCACCUGCCGUGAGCCUUUACUCAUGAGCAUCGCCACCAACCUGAAGAACAGCUUUGCGACUGCACUGCGAGCUCCAACGCCUCAGCAGAGAGAAAUGAUGGAGGAGGCCGCAGCCAGAAUUGCUCAAGACAACUGUGAAUUAGCUUGCUGCUUCAUCCAGAAGACUGCGGUGGAGAAGGCUGGCCCUGACAUGGACAAGAGACUUGCUACUGAGUUUGAGCUGAGGAAACAUGCGCGACAGGAGGGCCGUCGCUACUGUGACCCUGUUGUUCUGACGUAUCAGGCGGAGCGCAUGCCCGAGCAGAUCCGGCUGAAGGUGGGGGGCGUGGACCCGAAGCAGCUGGCAGUGUAUGAAGAGUUUGCCAGGAAUGUUCCUGGUUUCUUACCCAGCAACGAUCUUUCUCAGCCCACUGGCUUCCUGGCUCAACCAAUGAAGCAACAGGCCUGGGCCACGGAUGAUGUGGCUCAGAUCUAUGACAAGUGCAUGGCUGACCUGGAGCAGUACCUUCACGCCAUCCCUCCGGCCCUGGCCAUCAACCCGCUGACCCAGUCCCUCCGCAGCCUGCUGGAGUCUGUGGCUUUAGCUCGCAACUCCAGAGAUGGCAUCGCUGCUCUGGGCCUGCUGCAGAAGGCUGUGGAGGGUCUUCUGGACGCCACCAGUGGUGCGGACGCUGACCUGCUGCUGCGGUACAGAGAGUGCCACCUGCUGGUCCUGAAGGCGCUGCAGGACGGACGGGCCUACGGGCCUCAGUGGUGCAACAAGCAGAUCACCAGGUGUCUGAUCGAGUGCAGAGAUGAAUACAAGUACAACGUGGAGGCGGUGGAGCUGCUGAUCAGGAACCAUCUGGUCAACAUGCAGCAGUAUGACCUGCACCUGGCUCAGUCCAUGGAGAACGGCCUGCACUACAUGGCCGUGGCGUUCGCCAUGCAGCUGGUCAAGCUGCUGCUGGUGGAUGAACGAAGCGUCAGUCACGUGACCGAGGCCGACCUCUUCCACACCAUCGAGACGCUGAUGAGGACCUGCGCACACUCGCGAGCCAACGCACCAGAAGGUCUGCCGCAGCUGAUGGACGUGGUUCGCUCCAACUACGAGGCCAUGAUUGACCGAGCCCACGGUGGACCCAGCUUCAUGAUGCACUCUGGGAUUUCUCAGGCUUCAGAGUACGAUGAUCCUCCGGGCCUGAGGGAGAAGGCCGAGUACCUUCUGAGGGAGUGGGUCAACCUGUACCACUCGGCCGCCGCCGGCAGGGACAGCACCAAGGCCUUCUCUGCCUUUGUUGGACAGAUGCACCAGCAGGGCAUUCUGAAGACGGACGACCUGAUCACCCGCUUCUUCCGCCUGUGCACGGAGAUGUGUGUGGAGAUCAGCUAUCGGGCUCAGGCGGAGCAGCAGCACAACCCGGCGGCCAGCGCCGCCAUCAUCCGAGCCAAGUGCUACCACAACCUGGACGCCUUCGUCCGACUCAUCGCUCUGCUGGUCAAACACUCUGGAGAGGCGUCCAACACCGUCACCAAAAUCAACCUGCUGAACAAGGUGCUGGGCAUCGUGGUUGGGGUGCUGAUUCAGGACCAUGACGUUCGUCAGACGGAGUUCCAGCAGCUGCCGUACCAUCGCAUCUUCAUCAUGCUGCUGCUGGAGCUCAACGCCCCCGAGCACGUGCUGGAGACCAUCAACUUCCAGACCCUCACCGCUUUCUGCAACACCUUCCACAUCCUCAGGCCCACCAAGGCUCCGGGCUUCGUCUACGCCUGGCUGGAACUGAUCUCCCACCGCAUCUUCAUCGCCAGGAUGCUGGCGCACACCCCGCAGCAGAAGGGCUGGCCCAUGUACGCACAGCUGCUCAUCGACCUCUUCAAGUACCUGGCGCCGUUCCUGAGGAACGUGGAGCUCAACAAACCUAUGCAAAUCCUCUACAAGGGCACGCUGCGAGUGCUGCUGGUGCUGCUGCACGACUUCCCCGAGUUCCUGUGCGACUAUCACUACGGCUUCUGCGACGUGAUCCCGCCCAACUGCAUCCAGCUCCGAAACCUCAUCCUCAGUGCCUUCCCACGCAACAUGAGGCUCCCGGACCCCUUCACCCCCAACCUCAAGGUGGACAUGCUGAGCGAGAUCAACAUCGCGCCGCGGAUCCUCACCAACUUCACCGGUGUGAUGCCCUCACAGUUCAAGAAGGACCUGGACUCCUACCUGAAGACCCGCUCGCCCGUCACCUUCUUGUCGGAGCUGCGCAGCAACCUGCAGGUGCGGCCCGCGCCCCCUCCACUCCGCUCAGUGCCUCGUGUCAUGGCCUCCAUCUUCCAGGUGUCCAACGAGCCCGGGAACCGCUACAACAUCCAGCUGAUCAACGCGCUGGUCCUGUACGUGGGGACUCAGGCCAUUGCUCACAUCCACAACAAGGGCAGCACCCCGUCCAUGAGCACCAUCACCCACUCGGCCCACAUGGACAUCUUCCAGAACCUCGCUGUGGACCUGGACACUGAAGGCCGCUACCUGUUCCUCAACGCCAUCGCCAACCAGCUGCGCUACCCCAACAGCCACACCCACUACUUCAGCUGCACCAUGCUCUACCUGUUCGCCGAGGCCAACACCGAGGCCAUCCAGGAGCAGAUCACCAGGGUUCUGCUGGAGCGGCUGAUCGUCAACAGGCCCCACCCCUGGGGCCUCCUCAUCACCUUCAUCGAGCUGAUCAAGAAUCCUGCCUUCAAGUUCUGGAGCCACGACUUCGUUCACUGUGCGCCGGAGAUCGAGAAGUUGUUCCAGUCGGUGGCUCAGUGCUGCAUGGGACAGAAGCAGGCCCAGCAGGUGAUGGAGGGAACCGGCGCCAGCUAGAGGCAGCCCGAGCCCGCACCCCCUGCGUGGAGGAGGAUCAUCAUCACUGGACUUCUGCUCUUUUGUUUGGGUUCUUUGGGCUGAAGAAGGACGACGAUGGUUUGAAAUGCUGUUAAAUAGUUUUUUGGUUUUUUGAUGUACAUAUUGGAUUAAAGGGAGAGCGGGAGAGAGAGAGAGAGCUGGUGUGCUGACGUGUCAAGGCCUGAACAUUCACUACCAAAGUUGUCGCUUCUCUUCCCACGCGGCUUUGUUUCUGACUGGCUUUAGUUUUCUGGACGUCUUUCUCUGCCGGUUCUCUGAGGUCCAGCGGGUCCCUCCCGGCCGGGGGAGCCGGGCCCGACUCUCCCGGGCCUGUACGACGGUUCAGAACGUUGAGACUUUGUACAAAGAUCCAAACUGAAGAACAAACGGACCAAUACAGCUCAUUUUGUAACAUUUUGAAUGUUUUGUAAAUGUAUUGGUCCAUGUGUAUUUUGUAGUCCUUUCUAGUUUGCCUUUAGUUCUUGCUACUUGAUUGAAGUCGCACAUACGAAAAUAAAGCGUUGAACCUGC
Molecule: messenger RNA, 8123 nt
Organism: Synchiropus splendidus (mandarinfish)
Lineage: Eukaryota; Metazoa; Chordata; Actinopteri; Syngnathiformes; Callionymidae
Gene: cnot1
Product: CCR4-NOT transcription complex, subunit 1
Exons: 47
Coding region: 345-7571 (2408 amino acids)
Biological process (GO): nuclear-transcribed mRNA catabolic process, deadenylation-dependent decay
Cellular component (GO): P-body; CCR4-NOT core complex
Molecular function (GO): molecular adaptor activity
Source: RefSeq, a predicted model, not a curated record